AUGGGGAAGAGCUACAAUGACCCAGGCAGCAGCAAAAACGGGGGAUUGGCCAGCGUCUCGAUGGAGAUGGGAAUCCUCCAUGAAACAAUGCAGUCAAUCGCUCCAGAUAUGAAGACUUUCGCCAAGCUGAACUUAUUCGGUCAGAUCAUGAAAGUCGGCUCUUUGAUCACCAGCGGUGCUGCUGUGGAGUAUAUCAAGAAGCUGGAAGAUCAGGCCGGGAGGAUGCGCAAUAGCCUGGAUCAGAUGGCAGACAACCACGACCCAGAGACACUCGUGGCCUACAUCGUGGAACAUGGACGACCUUGCCUUGGUCCGGAGUCGAUUGUACAUAUCUUGAUCCCAGCCAUCAGCCAGCUUGCGAUCAGUGAAUCACUCACAUUUCCCGAAGAGGUGGGUCCGUUCCGUAUCAGUGGGCAGCUGGUCAAGAGCAGUCUGCCCCUUGUCCGUCUUUGUGCUCCUCUGGAUCGAGAACGUCAGAAUCUCAAUGAGAUUGGCUCGCUUCUUCCCGACCGCACUGGGCUCGGCUUCAAGCAGUUGGGCGUGGCCUACCCAUUAUAG
Molecule: messenger RNA, 558 nt
Organism: Cladophialophora bantiana CBS 173.52
Lineage: Eukaryota; Fungi; Ascomycota; Eurotiomycetes; Chaetothyriales; Herpotrichiellaceae
Exons: 2
Coding region: 1-558 (185 amino acids)
Source: RefSeq, a predicted model, not a curated record